Messenger RNA from Aspergillus nidulans FGSC A4, 1090 nucleotides. Its product is annotated as NAD(P)-dependent alcohol dehydrogenase. The record is from RefSeq and is a predicted model, not a curated record. The coding region runs from base 43 to 1032 and encodes 329 amino acids. The transcript has a single exon. NCBI's taxonomy places the organism in Eukaryota, Fungi, Ascomycota, Eurotiomycetes, Eurotiales, Aspergillaceae. Gene Ontology annotation, molecular function: oxidoreductase activity; oxidoreductase activity, acting on the CH-OH group of donors, NAD or NADP as acceptor; zinc ion binding.
CGGCAUUGAACAGCAUUAACAGCAUAGCAAUCGCAUUUCAAAAUGUCGUUCAAAGUCUUCAAAGGAUCCGAGAAGGGGGUCAUCGAAUCCACCACCAAGAAACCCGCCCUCGAGGGGGACAGGGUGCUCGUCAAAGUCUCCCACUCAGGUGUCUGCGGCACCGACCUCCACUACAAGGCCGCCGACAUGGUGCUUGGGCACGAGGGUGUGGGAUACGUUGAGGAAGUCGGGCCGGAUGUCAAGGACCUGAAGAAGGGCGACCGGGUCGGCUGGGGCUACGAGCACGACUGCUGCGGUCGCUGCAAGCACUGUCUGUCUGGCUUCGAGACCUUCUGCCCCGAGCGCGCAAUGUACGGUUUUGCAGACCUGGAUCAGGGCUCGUUCGCCAGCCAUGCGGUCUGGCGCGAAGCGUUCCUGUUCAAGCUCCCGGACGGGCUCGAUAACGAGUCGGCUGCGCCCCUGAUGUGCGGCGGAUCGACCGUGUACAACGCCCUGGUGGGCGCCGAGGUCACGCCCACAGAUACCGUCGGCAUCGUGGGAAUCGGCGGGCUAGGCCAUCUAGCCAUCCAGUUCGCUGCGAAGAUGGGUUGCUACGUGAUCGUUUUCAGCGGGACCGACUCAAAGAAGGAGGAAGCCAUGAAGCUGGGCGCGAAGGAAUUUGUCGCAACAAAGGACGCCAAGGAGCUCAAGACCAGUCGCAAACUUAACAAUCUGAUCGUCACGACGAGUUUUCUGCCGGAAUGGGAACUGUUCCUGAACGUCCUCGACAACCGCGCGACCAUCAGCCCGCUGACGGUCUCAGAUAAGCCCUUUACAAUCCCCAAUCAGGAGAUGCUCGUCAAGGGACUGCGCGUGCAGGGCGGCAUCGUGGCGGCGCGCCAGGUGCACCGCGAAAUGUUGCAGUUUGCAGCUUUCCAUGGGGUAAAGCCGAUCGUGAUGCGGUAUCCGAUGAAUGAGAAAGGGAUCAACGAGUGCAUGAAGACGCUAGAGGAAGGGAAGAUGCGGUACCGGGGUGUAUUGGCGGCGGAGUAGCGGCCGCAUAGCAGCUUGACUUUUUGGUAGUGUUGACAAUUUACUAUAAUUUUUUUUC